CCCGCACCAGUUUGACAGGGAUGUAGGCCAGAAGGAGGUGACUUCUAAGAAUAUGUGAAUGUCUGUCUGUCUGUCUGUUCUUUGUACCUUUGAUGGUUACCAUACCUAUGAUAGGUAUAUUGUUAGACAAACAUAGGUUGUAACUGAUGGGGUAACAGUGCCAGAUAUAUAUCUAUCUAACUAUCUAUCUAUCUAUCUAUCUAUCUGUCUGUCUAUCUAUCUAUCUAUCUAUCUAUCUAUCUAUCUAUCUAUCUAUCUAUCUAUCUAUCUAGUGUAAAGCAGCUUUGAGUGGUCAUCAUAACGAGAAAAGCGCUAUAUAAAUACAAACCAUUUAUGCAUCUCACUUCCCAUUCUUGUGUAUAUGAGAACAGUGGACUCUAAGGAGCAGGAACAAUUCUCAUUUAAACAUGAAAGUCUUCUUUUAAAGUUAAAUCAAGAUGAGAAAACACAAUAUAAUAUACAAUAUGCAUGGCCAAAUGGUGGAGAGAGGUUUAUUGUUUGUGUCUGUGUGUUGUGAUGGAGUGGUGAUCUGUCCAGGAUCUCUGGGACUGGCUCCAGCGACCCGUGACUCUCAUGUGGAGGAUAACGGGGGCAGAGUAAUAGACAUGGGAUACUGUGACACCCACUGGUCAAAAGUGGCAUUGCCAGUUUAGAUGCAGCAUCAGCACCAGCAUCAGAUCACCGGAAGGAUGCUGUCGCAGAGAGGAAGCUUGGGGAUUAUAUAGAGUCGACGGCACAGAGUGUACAGUUAAAUCUUCAAACCAGACCUUUUAUAUUAAAAUAAUAUUAUAAACGUGCACCAGUAGCUGCCAUGUUCCCAUCGUGUUGCUCCAAAACAUCGGCGGACAGCGGCGCUAAGAAGAGCUCCGUGGCUAAGCUGCUGCUCGGCGUGUUUGUGGUUUACAUGCUGCACACCGCCUGGCUGCUGUACGGCUUCAUCUACACCAAACCCUGCGACGAUGGCAGAGGAGAAAACUGCAUCACCUCCUACCUGACAGACACACCCAGACUGCAGCUGAGUGUCUUCACCUGCUUAAUGCCAGACAACAGCCAACUCAACCUCGCCUUAAAAAUAGACCCAUUUGACCCAGAUUCUGCAUUUGAAAGACAAGUGAAUGUCUCUCUGCCGGCGGAGACUCGAGCAAAUGGUUCCCUGUUUGCAGUCGUUUACGUCCAUAAAUGUGGCGUUUCACCUCUGGAGGACAGCAGAGAAGUCCACUACGCAGCUCAGCUCACCACCUACAUCGCACCCACGCACACAGAGGGCCAGAGAGAUGUGCACAAGAGAUCCGGCCCCAGGUCAGAGAAUCCUGUAUCCCACUGGAGACCUCAGCUGUCUGUGACUAUGAUGUCAGAGGACUUCACCUUCAACAAGGCGGGGCUUCCCAGUGAUGUGCGGCGAUACAUGAGAGUGUCUCAGAGCGGUCAUCAGAUGAUCUACCUUCCUCUGCUGCUGGUCAAUGAGCUCAGUGUCCGAGUCAAAGACCUCAUGGAGAUCAACAGCAGCACUGCUCACCUCCCUCUCACCGUGUCCUAUGAGGGAAUCUCUCUAAGGAGAUUCAGGUUUUGGGUUCAUCUGCAGGAUGUGGUUUAUUCUCUACGACAGUUUGGCUUUACUGAGCAAAACAUUGAUGAAAUUAAAGAAACUCUGGUUGGAUCCAAUCUCUACCUGUUAGUGCUCACUGCUCUCAUCACGGCUCUGCAACUCAUCUGUGAAUUCCUGGCUCUUAAGAAUGACAUCUGGUCCUGGGCAAAAAAGAAGAGCAUGGCAGGAAUGUCCAGGAAGUCAGUUCUUUGGCGUAGCCUCAGCACUUUGCUGAUUUUCCUCUAUCUACUGGAGGAGACCAGUCUGCUGGUGCUGCUCCCUGUCGGACUGGGGGCGUGUGUGGAGGUGUUUAAGGUGUUUAAAGUGUUUAAGCUGCCGUGUAAACUCUCCAAACUUCAUGUAAAUAAGCUGGAUGACGAGGAGAGAAAGACAGUAGAUUAUGACACACAGGCGUCCCGAUACUUGUCCUACUUGGUUUAUCCUUUGUGCAUCAGUGGAGCUAUUUUCUCACUGGGCUACCUGCGACAAAAGAGUUACUAUUCCUGGUUGAUCAACAGCCUGGUGACUGGAGUGUAUGCCUUUGGCUUCCUGUCUAUGGCCCCUCAGCUCUUCAUUAAUCACAAGCUGAGAUCUGUGAGCCACCUGCAGGGGACAGUGUUGAUGUACAGAGGAGUGAACACGCUCAUCUCAGAUCUGUGCUCCUGUGCCUCCUUCUUCUUCUCCUCCUCCUCUGGCUCCUUCUCCUCAUCUCAUCAACUCUCCUGCUUCAGAGAUGAGCUCCUUUUCCUCAUCUACCUCUACCAGCGAAGCUGCUACGCGCACAAGGCCAGAAGACGAGACUCUGCGACCCACGGCAAGAAAAUAAAGACUCAGUGAGGAGAAGGCACAGGAGUCUCAGAGAGGAGAAUACACAGAGAUUGACAUUUGGACACAAACUAAUCCAAGAUGACUAGUUCUGCUUCAGACUCUUGACUGUUGUGCUUUCACAGAACUGCUGCUGCGUUUUGCCUGACAUGGAAGAUUUCCAGUUGCAAACGCAGUGACUGACGUCGAUGUGCUGCUGCACAUGUGCUGCUGGCUGAUCGUUCAGCAGUAAAACCAUGAGUCAUUUGCUUGUUUCUGCUUUUUAUGCAAACAUGUGUUGUUGUUGUUUUUUUUGGCAAAUUGUAAAAGAUGGAGCAAGUAUACUUUAAAAAAACGUCAUCCACCUGCUUUAAACUGGACUUGGAUCUUUACGUCUGAAUGGAUUCUUGUCACAGAUAGUUAUAUGAUUGUCUGAAGAGCUUGGAUCACGAUUUGUCUGUUGAAAGUAAUUUUACGAAGCUUUUUUUUUUUUUUUUUU
Messenger RNA from Solea solea (common sole), 2888 nucleotides. RefSeq names its product lipid scramblase CLPTM1L-like. Gene Ontology annotation, cellular component: membrane; endomembrane system. NCBI's taxonomy places the organism in Eukaryota, Metazoa, Chordata, Actinopteri, Pleuronectiformes, Soleidae. The record is from RefSeq and is a predicted model, not a curated record. The transcript has 18 exons. Bases 812 to 2422 code for a protein of 536 amino acids.